Fopius arisanus is the source of this 2217-nucleotide messenger RNA. RefSeq lists its product as uncharacterized. The transcript has 4 exons. NCBI's taxonomy places the organism in Eukaryota, Metazoa, Arthropoda, Insecta, Hymenoptera, Braconidae. Bases 921 to 2078 code for a protein of 385 amino acids. The record is from RefSeq and is a predicted model, not a curated record.
UAAAGAAUAAAGCAAAUAAAAAUCAAUUCUAAUUACUGUAGUUAUACAGAUUGUGAUUUGUCAAGUAAACAGUAUCAGAAUCAUCCUAAAAUAUAUAUUCUAUGUGACCUCCAGUUUCUAAUAUAAAGUCUAUAAAGGAACAAGAAAAAACUUUUAAAUAAAAAUUCAACUAAAUAAUCAUUGAUUAAAGCUGUUACAAAAAAUGUUUGGGUGGUAAAAAAUCGAAAAAUAAAAUGAAUACCAAUCUCGAAGGAAUCAAGCACUGAUUAUUACCUCAAUCAAUAUUCCCUGGGCCUCACCAAGUGCUUCGUACAUCGGAAGUCUCGUAACACUGGCGACUCCAGGUAGCCAUUUAGCGCUAAAUAUCUUUGGCAAUCACCGGUCCUAUUACGGUCCUGUUACGUUUUCACUAUUUCUCCCACGAGUGCCUACAUUGAGACAUUAGAAUAUCCUCCAGUUCUUUCGCAUGUACGUGCCACAUUCUGCAAAAAAAAAGCUACAUACUCGACUUGAAGAACUCGUUCAUGUUGACAUCAACACAUACACAACAAUCUAGUAUGCCUAGUGGGGGGUUUUAUUUUUUUUUCACGUACACGUGCGAUUCCUCUUGCAUCGUGUUUGUAUCAUACACGACCCUAAUGCGCGUUCUGCCGGUGAACGGCGUGUGGGAAUGUUUGGAUACAUACGGUCAGUCACUCGUAGACGUUUCACCCAGAGGAUCACUUGGCUCAUUGUUCAUGUGCUCCUUGGACCGGAGGAACCAACUCAGCCUCUCGCCCCUCGCGGUGCCACAUUUUUUUCAAAUCCCUCCAAUCAUUCUAAUCCACCAGAAUAGUGAACUGAAAAUGUGUCCUCACCAUGUCAGAUUAUUGUGAAUUAUUUGAAUUUGUGUAAAACGAGCAAAAUGCAUCUACGGAAAUAUGAUACGUCUGCUGGUGAUGAUUCUGUUGAUGAUUCUGGUGAUUGCACAGAGGGUGACCAGCGAUGGAAGCAGGGUGAGAGGGCUUGUAAAAUCAUGGGCACCAUUAGUCUGGCUAGCACCUGGGGAAAGAUUCAUGCCCCUUGGAGUUCCCGAGUUCCUCGAGCACGUGCAGGCCGGUGACAAUUACCUCCGCACGCGUACUGAUGUUGCGACAUUGCUGAGGAAUGAAUCGUCGUUUCUGUAUGGCAAGCAGCCCGCUGGCAAGGUUCCAAUCUACGCACUAGUGAAGAAUUGUGGCGAAACAGACGCAUCAUCCAACUCCAUCGAGCGAACAAAACGAAGACGAGAGAUCUUGUCGGCAGAGCUCUAUCAAUCACUGCAGACCAAUGAGUUGCCAUCGAGCAUUAAGAAAACCAUCAGUAAAAUGACAACAGCAAUGCCAGAGCCGAAUAAUGACGAUGGAAAACUCAUUAAUGAUGAUAGCAGAUUGAGGAAGAAGCGAGUGCACUUUCACGUGACCUAUUGGAUGUUUUAUCCUUUCAGCGAGGGAAAGGCCGUUUGCGUUCUGGAUCUUGGAUUUUUAGGUACGUGGCCUAUUCCAACAGUAGGAGGAGUCUGCCUGGGCAGACUCAAGGAGUAUGGCAGUCACGUGGGUGAUUGGGAACACAUGAGUCUCUACUUCAAGGGAGAUGAUCAUCCAGUCGCUAUGUACGUGUCAGCUCAUGAUGCUGGUGCAUUUUACCGGUACGACCUGAGGACUGGAACUUUCGUUUACGAGAGCCAAGAGACGCGCAAGGGGAUUUUCCAAAAGCCCAUCUUCCCAGAGCACGUCUUCACCUCCGCUGGAUCUCAUCCCGUGUUGUUCAGCGCUAAGGGCUCCCAUGGGCUGUGGACAGCACCGGGAAAACAUAAAUUCGUCAGAUUACCGAGAUUGUACGACGAGAGUGGCUUCGGGAUUGCUUGGCCCACGUGGAAGAAGCUGGAGAUGCUCCCCGAUGACGAGGUGGGUGGCACUCCUGCCUGGAUGAGCUUCAGGGGAAAGUGGGGCAAUCCUAGGAGCAAUUGCCACCCUCUCGUUAGGCUUGGGUUCAAUAUUUGUGCGUUUGUCGAUGGACCCACUGGUAUACCUACCAAAAAAGGACGAUUCCAGUGUUGACGAGAAUUCUGGAGAAUUUUUGGAAUUCUCUUGGGAACUUUAACUCCUGUAUUGUUGACUCGUUUUAUUAUCCUUUAUUAUUUGUUAUGGUUAGUCAUGUUUUUUUAGUGAUGAGUAAUAAAUUAGAGGAUAUAUUUUG